UCCCGGACGUGAGCACUCUCAUUUCCUCUCUGAUAAAACUGGUUAAAACUUAAGGAUUCUGUUAUUAGAAAUCAAACUUCACAAUUUUGAAACGAAAGUGCAACACUUUAUUGUUUUUAUUACGUACUUAUUAAAAUGUCAUGAAGUGAAACUCCCAUCGCUUCAUUUUCUUAAAAUGUGUGACGGAUCGACGCAUAAUUUUAACAAAUAACACCUCUUUAGGUGUUUCAAAACAAUGUUGCACCAACGUGCAUUACCGCCUAACGAUAAAGUACUGUUCCGUAUUUUAAAGAAUAAAAGUCCAAAUGGUCGCAGUAUAUGCGAGAAACUGAAUAACAAUGUGAAAAAUAUUGUUGUAUUAUCAGAGGAUGAACUUUGCGAGUUAUGGCAACACAUGAAAGGCAUAUUACUAGAGGCUCAAAAAUUAUGUACACAAGCAUCGAAGGGGGACAGAUAUGUAAAAGAAUGUAACCUUAUGGUUAAAUUAAUACGCACAAUAACUGCAAUAGCUGGUGAAACCAUUGUGCAACGAAUAUUUAUUCCUAAUGUACUCCUACAAAAUGUAAUGUUACUGCAUUCCAUUGUGUUGCCUAACAUAAACGAUAAGCAGGCAAAGAAUGAAAUAUCUUACUUAUUAGAAAACUGGUGGAAAUUGGAAAUGACAUGGAGGGAAAAAGUGAUACAAAAUGCAGUUAAAUAUCUCAUUGAAGGUUGCAAAUCUUCAGUGCAAUACGUAAAACGUUUGUAUGAGAUAAGGUCCUCCAUUGCAUUACUAAAAUGCACGGAAGAUGUGCAACAGUUGCUUAAACUUGUCAGAGAAAAGACUGUGAUGUCACUUGAUGAAGGUCGAAUGUUGAUAUUACAUCUUUUUAAGCUUGGAGAGCCGUACAUAUUGGGAAUUUAUAAUAAUGUAAAAGUUGUUUUACAAAAUGUGGAGGACAGUCAUAUUGCUGCCUAUGCAAACUUGUAUGUGUCUGCAUGGUCAAAUGCAACAGCAAACGUAAAAAAGUAUAUUGUAGAGAACUGCUUGCAAAAUAUUAUUCUUCAUUGCUUUCGUGCAAACAGAGAUUCUACUGGAAGGGAAAGACUUGGUAAAAACCUGCUUUCAUUUCUUGCCGCUAUUCAUGAGAAUAAGAAUCAAGCAGCAAGAUCAAUGAUUCAUAACCAGUGUAAAAUUUUGCUGUGGAAACACUUGAAGGCUCCUGGUUCAUACAUUAGAUGUAAUGCAGUGGAAAUUCUUUUCAUGACAAGCUCUGUGCAAUACACAUGUGGUAUAAAAGAUAGAAACACAUUUUAUCUUAAGAAAUUUUAUAAGACAGUAACUGAUCUUUUGCACGAUUCUGAUUCCCAAGUCUGCAAUGUUACUAUGAUCGGGCUUUUAAGGCUAUUAGAAAAGCAUUGGAACUAUAUUCCAAACAAUAUUAUACGUCAUUGGUUAAGCAUUUUGUUGCAUUAUACGGAAACUGCUAGUAGUGCGGAAAUAAGAGCAAAUGUUUUCAUUGGUUUAAAGAAAAUAUUAAUUAAGGAACGAUCUCAUAGAAUACUUAAAGACUUCCUGCCAAAUUUUGCAAAAAGUAUUUAUGACGAAGAUCAGACAGUAUUGGAAGCAUUAAUAAAACUUCUAUGGCAUGCCCAAAAUCAACUUGGAAUACCAUUUUGGGACAUCGUACCGUUAACGUACGUUCUUGAUCGCUUACAAAGUACACAAGAUACAUUUUUGCUACAAGAAUUAAUAAAACUUGUUUGGCAACGUAUUUCUUUAAAUGGUUCGGAUAAUGAUCAAAUGAGGGAAGAAAUAGUAUAUAUAGGAAUUAAUAAUAUUCAAGCAAUUAGGAGAUUCUGUCUUCAUUCUAAAUCUGUUAUAGACUGGAAUGUGUCUGCACAACUAAUUGAAUCAAUUUUAUCUACCAUAAAAGAUGAAUUGGCAUGUAUGUCUUUAACGAAUAUAUCAAAGAAAAAUUAUAAUAAAAGGAUUAAGUUUAGCAAUAAAGAAGAUAUGGAAAAAACUGAGAAUGCAAAUAAUUGGGAACACGAAAAUCUUGAUAGCUACAGAGAUAUACAAAUAUGUAUCGAUGUAAUUGCUAUGCUAUUAGUAGCAAAUAGAAGGAAUAUAGAUGACGAUAAUUAUAACGAAGAAGAAUUAAAAAUUAUACAACUAAUUGCAAAUAUCCUGCCAGAAUUUUCAUCACACUUUAGGGAAACUCCAGUGAACGACUCAGUUAUAUUCUUAUUUUCAUUAAUACCGACGAAGUAUUUCAUCAAUAAUAUCGAAGUUAUAGAAACGUUGGCACAACAAUUGUGCAGUCCAGAUACUUCUGACAAUGUACUCCUUUCAGUUUUACAUGUUCUCAUGAAAUGGAAUAAGGGCCAGACAAUUCUGUUUGCAUUAACAAAUCUCUUUACGGAAUCAUUGAGUAUUAACACCCAAAAUAAUCAGGAUUCUUGCAAUAUCGCAACCAGUGUCAAUAUCAACGAGAAAGGCUUAGAAUUAAGCUUGCGUAUUUUAAAACAUUUAUUGCACAUUGAAUAUCAAUCAGUUUUAAUGAAUAAGUAUCAUCAAGAUGUACUUAAGUUUUGGGAGACGCUCCACGCAUGGAGAACUUUUAUAGAAAAGGGAAUAAAUAAGGAAUGCAAUAUGAAUAAUCUAAUAUCCAAAGACUUGGUUGUAAAGUUUUUUAAGGAAUACAUAUCAUUGGUCUUCUUGCUACAUAAGAAGGAUGUGUUUGACGCGUCUGAUCACUUCGCGGAAAUUCUACUGUGGGUGAAAAAGACGAUAGUACCACAUAUACCACAUGUAAACAUAGAUACCGAAAGCCGACAAAUUUGUACGGAUUUAAUAAAAUGUACUCUUGAUACCUCGAAUCUGCUGAUAAAAGAAUACAACUGUACCCCAAAGUUAUGUUGUGAUAUAGUACUUUUAUACUGUAGUUGUCUGUCUCCCACAGGCGGUGUUGUUUUCUUAAAUUAUGCAUUCGAUGCGAUACUAAAGCUACUAGAUUUUAGCAAAAUGGCUUUCGAAAACCAUGAAAGAAAUUUAUUAGAUAUCAUUGUACCAAAUUUUGUAUGUGUUACAAUGGUUACUUUAACCAGAUAUAAUCAAGAUAUUUUGGCGAAGCAUACGAACAAUUUGAAAGUAAUGCAUGAACUGACAAAAAAGUAUUUUUUUACUAUUAAAAAUACUUUUAACGAUCAAAAAAUGUGUCUCCCCUAUGUCACCAUUAUGUUUAACACUGCGAUCAGCAGUGUAAGCACAGAAAUGACUUGUGUCCUCCAAAACACGUUUAUUAAAGAGGAAGAUAUUUUAAUUACAUCAUUCCCUUACUUGGCAACGAAGAUAUUAAAAAUUAUUUUAAAUACAAAAAAGUACCAAACCUUGAGUGUUCAAGUGCUAACAAAAACAAUAGCAAGUUAUACGAAAAUUGACACGCUUUCAGCCUUAGUAAUAAUCCAUAAAAUGCUGAAAUCAUCUAACAAGACACUUGUGAACAGACUUAAAAAUACUACUCUAGCAUUCAAAGUACACAGCCAAGAACAGUCUUAUGAUACUCCUUUUGACAAGUCGAUACAAAAUGCAAUAACCAUAGCCAUUGAUGCAAUACUACAGAAGUAACUCAUUAAUGGCACAUUAAACACAGG
Molecule: messenger RNA, 3636 nt
Organism: Dufourea novaeangliae
Lineage: Eukaryota; Metazoa; Arthropoda; Insecta; Hymenoptera; Halictidae
Exons: 16
Coding region: 236-3610 (1124 amino acids)
Biological process (GO): mitotic sister chromatid segregation
Cellular component (GO): condensin complex; nucleus
Source: RefSeq, a predicted model, not a curated record